Messenger RNA from Epinephelus moara (kelp grouper), 1301 nucleotides. RefSeq names its product E3 SUMO-protein ligase ZBED1-like. NCBI's taxonomy places the organism in Eukaryota, Metazoa, Chordata, Actinopteri, Perciformes, Serranidae. Bases 36 to 1301 code for a protein of 421 amino acids. The record is from RefSeq and is a predicted model, not a curated record. The transcript is spliced from 3 exons. Gene Ontology annotation, molecular function: DNA binding.
AGCGGGACAAGCGAUGACCAGCACAGCAGAGUGGAAUGACAGACAGGAAAAGGAGCGUGGUGUGGUGUUAUUUUUCACCACUCGAUAAAGUCACGGCAAAAUGUACAAUAUGUGAUAAGAAGGUUGCACACAGCAGCAACACCAGCAACCUAUUUAAACAUUUAAAAAGUACACACCUUGAAAGUCACAAUGAGCUUGAAAAACGACAAGAGGAGGCAGAGAAAGACAGGUCUGCUGCUGCUGCACCACCCGCUGUCCGGCAAAAGACCCUACAUGAGAGUUUCCAGAAAGGAAAAGUACAUCCAGCUGAGUCCCAAAGAGCCCAAGAGAUCACAAGGAGCCUCUCCCAGAUGAUUGUGAAAGACUUGGAACCAGUUUCAAUGGUUGAGGAUCAAGGUUUCCAUCAUUUUAUGAAAGUAGUGGAUCCCCGUUACCAGAUCCCAAGUCGGAAAUCCCUGAUGACAGGUGAAAUUCCCAAACUAUAUGAACAAGUUAAAAAAACAUUGAAAGACUCCAUACAAUCAGCAGGCAGCCUGGUUUUAACAAGUGAUAUGUGGACUGCAAGAACCACUGAAGCUUAUUUGACUGUGACAGGACACUUUAUUGAUAAGGACUGGCAGAUGCAGUCCUGCAAUCUUGCAACAUACCAUGUAGCUGUACAGCAUACAGCAGACAAUAUUUGUGAACUCCUCACAAAAAUAACUGAUGAGUGGAGCAUCAGCAGCAAGAUCCACGCUGUCGUUACAGACAAUGGAGCAAAUAUGGUUUCAGCUGUGCGGAAAACUUGCUGGAAACACAUUCCGUGCUUUUCACACACACUCAACCUCAUUGUGAAGGACUCUAUUAAGGCUGACACAAGUCUCAAGUCCAUCUUGGAGAAAUGUGGUGCUAUUGUUCGGUUCUUCCAUCACAGCACCAAAGCAACUGACAAACUAAAAGAAGUACAAAGUCAGUUGCGAUUCCCACAGCACAGACUAAUCCAAGCAGUGGAUACGCGAUGGAAUUCAGUAUUGUACAUGCUAGAACGACUGCAUGAACAACAAGCUGUCACAACAGCACUUUGUCUUCUUGGGAGAACCACCCUGUGCCUGAAUGAGGGAGAAUGGUCCCACAUUAGCCAAGCCAUUGAAGCCCUUAGGCCUUUUGAAGAGGCCACUAAGGAGGUUUCAGCAGAGCACUACGUAACCAUUUCCAAAGUCAUUCCUCUGGUUUCUCUUCUCCAACGAGCAACCUCAUCUGCUGGGCAGAGGGGUAACUCUCUGGCUUCACAGCAACCUCAUCUGCUGGGCAGAGGGUUUUAA